Molecule: messenger RNA, 1815 nt
Organism: Naegleria fowleri
Lineage: Eukaryota; Heterolobosea; Eutetramitea; Acrasida; Naegleriidae
Exons: 1
Coding region: 1-1815 (604 amino acids)
Molecular function (GO): glycosyltransferase activity
Source: RefSeq, a predicted model, not a curated record
AUGUUUGGCAUGGGAUCGAUUCUGUCAACAUUGUUUUCUAUCUCAUCCACUUUUUGGUCAUUCCUUCGUUCCAAUCGAAUGGUACUUCCCUACAACAAAUCCUUCCGACUCUUUGUGGUUGCCAUUGUCGUGAUUUUAUUGUUGUAUUUUUCAAUGUUUUAUUACAAAACUCACAGACGAAAAUUAUUUGAAAUUAAUCGCCUUCACGAUCGUCGUCACACUCUUCGAAAUAUUUAUUUCGGAAAUUAUCAAUGCAAUCGAUACAGUCACAUUGGACAAACAAAUUUAAUUCCAUUUGGUUACGAAUAUGAAUAUACACCAAAAGAUACCAUGAUGGCCUCCUGUAAAAUUGAAAAUUUAUGUUUGAGUGAGAAUGGUGACUUUGUCCUCUUUCAAUCACAUGAUCGAAUUUUAAAUGAUUUAAAUCAAUUAAAUGUUAAACCAUGGGUCUACGUGCAAGGAUCUACCGUAGAGAGCGAUCGAGGAAAUUUCUAUAUUAAAAACUUGAAUGGAGAUUUAGUAUUUGAGGAAAGCAAUGGAAAUGCAUACGCAAAAGCUUUUGUGAGAAUUUUAAAGAAAAAGCAAAAUCAAUGUGACACGAAUAAUGUCAUGUGUUUGUCACAAGUGGAAGAACAAGUAGAAUUAGUGCCUAUUUCACUAUCAUCUAAUUUUACCUUUUUUGAAAAAUCAGUGUUUGCCUUACAACGAUUUGCUGCUGGAAAUGUUGGUCAUAUUUUCUCAGAAUCUUUGGCCAUGAUUGUUGGGCACAUGUUAAAUUUUCAUACACAUGAUUCAGAUGCUUCUCCAUUUGAAAAUCAUAUUUUAUUUUUGGAUGACAUAUUUGACGUGAGUGGAGAUAAUUGGAGAGGUGCCUACAAAUAUGAUCCAGCAAAGGCAGAAUAUUAUUCCUUGUCAACAGCAAAACUUUUAUCAAAUCAUUCAGUAUUGCAACUAUGCAAGAGAGAGGGUGUUUGGAAAAUUGAGAAAGCUCCAUGUCGAUCAGAAGUUUCUUCUCAAUUCAAUUCGCCCAUUCCCACAUUCAUGAAUGGAUCCAACUUGUCGAACUUAACUCUCCAGUCAUGUUUUUCAAACAUUUAUUUGGGUCACACUCUCAGCAAUUUGGUAUUGAAUCCCUAUGGAAAGGAAGGACUUUUUAUGAAAUUAAGGGAACUUGUUUACAAAAAUUUGAAUUUAUUUCCGUUCGAUGCAAAAUACACCAAACAGCAAAAACAGAAAAAACUUGCUAAAUAUUUACUUGAAAAAGAUAUAAUUAUUGCCAUUAAUAGAAAAGACAUCAAAGGUCGUCAUGGUCAAGCACUUUCCAAUGCUGAUGAAUUGAAAGAUUAUUUUCAACAAGAAUUACCCAAAAAUCCUCUCAUUCAACAAUUCAUUCGACCAACACCACAUUCGAACGUUCGAAAACUCAGAAUUGAAACUCUAGAUUUAGGAAGUUUUGCAAGCAUUUCUGAACAAAUCAAGUACUUUUCAGAUGUGGAUGUUUAUAUUUCUGAUCCAGGAAGUGCCGCUUAUUAUUCUCUCUUUUUAAGAGAAGACACUUCUGCAAUGAUUGCACCAACCUGCAAACGAUUCAGAAGAGACAUUUUGUGUCAACCUUCACAUGGUCGAUUGGUAUUAUCUUCUCUUCCACAUGUUCAAGUAUUGGAUAUUUUAGAAUUGAAUGGUGGAACGGGACAAUGCAGAUUUCGACCAGCUCUUCAAGCUCAAAGAAAUUGUGAUUUUGUUUCACCAAAGGAAGUGUUGUUGCAUUCAGUGUUGAAGGCGUUGAGAAAAAGAUAUCGACUACUCAUGACAUGA